Molecule: messenger RNA, 1567 nt
Organism: Daktulosphaira vitifoliae (grape phylloxera)
Lineage: Eukaryota; Metazoa; Arthropoda; Insecta; Hemiptera; Phylloxeridae
Gene: mRpS9
Product: 28S ribosomal protein S9, mitochondrial
Exons: 11
Coding region: 277-1467 (396 amino acids)
Biological process (GO): translation
Cellular component (GO): mitochondrial small ribosomal subunit; ribosome
Molecular function (GO): structural constituent of ribosome; RNA binding
Source: RefSeq, a predicted model, not a curated record
UUGAAAAUAAUUUUUCGUACCGGGAAUCGUUAAUUUUAUUUGUAUGAAUUGUUUUGUUUAGGCAAUAACAAAUUUACUAUAAAAAUUAAAAAAAUAUCAUUUAAAUUUAAUAACUAAAUUUAAAAAAUUAUACACAAGUUUACUUUAUAAUAAUAAAUGAUGCAAUUAUAUUCGUAGUAACAUAAUCAUAACUCAUCUAUAUUUAAAAUUAAAAAUAAUUUCUAGUAAUGCAGUUUAAGUAAUCUAAUUAUUGAUAAACCAAUUUAUUUUAUAACAAUGAUGAUGCAACAGAUUCUAUCCAAGUCAUUUUCUAAAUUAUUUAAAGCAAAUAAUGUAAAAGUUUUAAGAAAUUGUAUACUCAAAUUUAAUUAUGGAUUAAAUAAUGUUGGAAGUGAUAAUCCUGGAGUUGAAAUUACAGAGAGAGAAAUUAAGGAAGAAAAAACUAGUUUAGCUAUGAGAGCUUAUCUUCAAAGAGCUACACAAUACAAUAAAUUCAUGGAGCAACAGACUCAUGAAUACAAUGUUGGGAAACGACAUUUAGCCAAUAUGAUGGGAGUUGAUCCUGAAACAUUUACUCAGAAAGAUAUUGAUGAAGCAAUUGAAUAUCUUUUUCCAUCAGGUCUAUAUGAUCCAAAAGCGCGGCCAUCAAUGAAACCACCUAAUGAAGUUUUCCCUUCUAAAAAAGAUGCAGAAUUUGAUGAAUCAGGACGACCAUAUCACGUGUUUUUUUAUACAGGAAAACCAAACUUUUAUUUAAUCUUACAUAAUAUUGCGACUAAUUUGUCUGAAUUAAAUGUAUUUGAAGACAAUUUAAGAAAAAGCAACAUACUUCCAGAUGAAGAAAAAAAAUUAACAAUAGCUGGAAUACAGUGGUUUACCAAAGCAGAUUUAGAAAAACUGACUGUUGAAAAACUAUCUGACCAAGAAUACAAUAAUUUUAUUGUUGCAAUUGAAAGAUUACUUAAUCAUCCAUGUGCAUAUAAAGUAUCUGAAUUCAUUUCUAAUUAUCAAAAACCUAUGAUGUCAACUAAAUCAUUGACAGAGGCUUCACCAGUUGAGUAUACACAAGAUGGAAGAGCUUAUGUUUCUAUUAAAGAUUGCCCUAGAAAAGAUGCUAGAGCUGAUGUCACAGUUUACUAUCCAGGAACUGGCAAGUUAUCAAUAAAUGGAAAAGGUAUAGAAUUUUUUGAAGAUAUACAACCGAGAGAACAGAUAUUGUUUCCAUUGUUAUUUACGGACAUGGUGGAUAAAGUGGAUAUUGAAGCUUCUGUCCGAGGUGGAGGAAUAUCAGGAAAAGCUGGAGCAAUUCGGUAUGGGAUAUCAUGGGGAUUACGUUCUUUCGUAGAUAACGACACCGUAGAAAAAAUGCGAAUAGCUGGACUUUUGCAAAAAGACUUCAGAAGAAGAGAGAGAAAGAAGCCAGGUCAAGCAAGAGCUAGAAGGAAGUUCACAUGGAAAAAACGUUGAUCUAUUUUCAUACAAAUUUUCUUGACUGUAUAUAAAAAUGUUAAUGUUUAGAAAAUAUAGAAUUUGAAUAAAAAAUAAAUACUUUUUCUGUUUGAGAAAA